AUGGACAGUGGGAGCUUAGUCGAGGUUCUAUUUUACGACACGUUCAAGAGGAUGGGGCUAUCAGAUGAUAUUUUGAUCCCUUCAACAUAUCAGAUCUACGGCUUCAACGGUACAGUGACUGUGCGAAAGGGUGAGGUCACUCUCAGAGUCUCGGACGGACAGGGAUAUUUGGAUACACUUACCACCUUCUGCGUAGUGGAUGUCGUAUUUCCUUAUGAGGCUAUCCUUGGCAGGCCUUGGAUCGCGGGUGUCAAAGGUAUGGCGUCGGCCUACCAUCAGAAAUUAAGGUUCCCAUCUUACCGAGGGGUUGUGGAGGUACUAGGCGACCCACAGGCUGGAAGGCAGUGCAUGCAGCUGGAUAUUCAACAAAAUGAGGAAAGACGGUCUAAACAGCGUCGAGAAAAGAACAAAGCCAAAGAGACUAAAACAGCGAAAGAGUUGGAGAAGGUGCUCUCACAGGACAUUGCGACCUACGAGAUAGACAAGUAA
This is a messenger RNA of Papaver somniferum (opium poppy), 489 nucleotides long. RefSeq lists its product as uncharacterized. NCBI's taxonomy places the organism in Eukaryota, Viridiplantae, Streptophyta, Magnoliopsida, Ranunculales, Papaveraceae. The record is from RefSeq and is a predicted model, not a curated record. The coding region runs from base 1 to 489 and encodes 162 amino acids. The transcript has a single exon.